Molecule: messenger RNA, 1329 nt
Organism: Papilio machaon (common yellow swallowtail)
Lineage: Eukaryota; Metazoa; Arthropoda; Insecta; Lepidoptera; Papilionidae
Gene: Der-2
Product: derlin-2
Exons: 5
Coding region: 153-848 (231 amino acids)
Biological process (GO): endoplasmic reticulum unfolded protein response
Cellular component (GO): Hrd1p ubiquitin ligase ERAD-L complex; endoplasmic reticulum membrane
Molecular function (GO): ubiquitin-specific protease binding; misfolded protein binding
Source: RefSeq, a predicted model, not a curated record
UUUUAUCACUAUAACAUUGCGAUUAUAAGUACCUACGAUUUUAACUAUGAUGUGGUCCAAUCGUUUUGAAGCUUAUUAGAAUUUGACUUUAUUUAAGAAAUAAACAUGAAUGUGUGGUUAUAGUGAAGUGCUAUUAUUUAAAAUUUCUGAAAAUGGCAUAUCAAACACUAUAUCAAGAGUAUAUGCUCGUACCUCCCGUAACUAGAGCCUAUACCACCGCUUGUGUCAUCACAACACUGGCUGUGCAAUUGGACCUUGUUUCACCAUUUCAACUUUACUUCAAUCCAAAUCUUAUAUUGAAGAAGAUCCAACUAUGGCGUUUACUGACAACAUUCCUUUUCUUUGGAAAUCUAGGCUUUAAUUUUUUCUUUAAUAUGAUAUUUACAUACAGAUAUUGUAGAAUGUUGGAGGAAGGAUCUUUCAGAGGGAGGACAGCCGAUUUUGUUGUCAUGUUUAUCUUUGGUGGAACAUUAAUGAUUUUGUCUGCAUUUUUUGUUAAUUUAUUAUUUUUAGGUCAAGCGUUCACUAUUAUGAUUGUGUAUGUAUGGUCACGUCGAAAUAUAUUUGUUCGUAUGAACUUUUUUGGUCUCAUGAAUUUCCAGGCUCCAUAUCUUCCAUGGGUAUUGCUAGGUUUCUCUGUUUUACUUGGUAAUGCGAUAUCUGUAGAUUUAGUUGGUAUGGCUAUUGGACAUAUAUAUUUCUUCUUAGAAGAUGUUUUGCCAAGACAACGAGGAGGUCAAAAGUUCUUGAAAACACCUGAAUUUCUGAAAAAACUUCUCGAUCCAGCACCUGAUGCGCCAGAAUAUGAACAUCUCCCUGACAUGGCCAAUGAGCAGCCUGGACUAUAAUUAGAAAGAACAGGACUUCGACAAUGUCGCUCAAAGUAGAUAAUUUACGAUCCAUUUAAUGCAAAUUUAAGACGAAACAUUCAAUACAAAUAUCACUGGACGUAAGUUAUCUAUAUAAAUGUACAAUUUAUGUUACUUUACUAUGUAGUUUUUAAUUUUAAUAGAUAAGAAGAAUUUGGUAUUGCAAUGUAUCUUCCAUGCUCAUUCAUAUCAUGGGAAACAAAUCGAAAUUACAACUAUAAUCAGAUAUGUAUGUUAGAGCAACGUUAACUCGUUAAAUAUUGCAUUUUUUUGUAAAUUUGGUUACUAUUAUGAUGAAUAUUAAAUUUCAAUAAAAAAAAAUAUUUAUGAUUCUUACAAAUCAUUAAACUAGGCAAUCUUAAAGUAUUUUACGUACAAAAGCCAAAAGGACUAGUAUCCAGGCCAGAAAAUAUUUAAAAAAAAAAAUUACGUACUAAAGUUGUUAGUGUUCUUUAUAAAA